Molecule: messenger RNA, 1242 nt
Organism: Ochotona curzoniae (black-lipped pika)
Lineage: Eukaryota; Metazoa; Chordata; Mammalia; Lagomorpha; Ochotonidae
Product: neuroendocrine protein 7B2
Exons: 6
Coding region: 124-753 (209 amino acids)
Biological process (GO): regulation of hormone secretion; neuropeptide signaling pathway
Cellular component (GO): secretory granule
Molecular function (GO): enzyme regulator activity
Source: RefSeq, a predicted model, not a curated record
GCCGGGGCGGAGCCAAGAUGCGCUGGGAGGUGACGCACACACUUUGGAGCUCGCCAGGCUCCCGGCCGACCCCAACCAAGGCCCACACCGCAGGAGGCUUCCCGGGCUUCCCCUCGGUUGAAAAUGGUGUCCAGGGUGGUUUCUACCACUAUGCUGUUUUGGCUGGCCUUGGGGUGGACUCCAGUAUUUGCUUACAGCCCACGGACACCUGACCGGGUCUCAGAAACAGACAUCCAGAGGCUGCUCCACGGUGUUAUGGAGCAGCUAGGUAUUGCCAGGCCACGGGUGGAAUAUCCAGCUCACCAGGCCAUGAACCUUGUGGGUCCACAGAGCAUUGAAGGUGGAGCUCAUGAAGGUCUGCAGCAUUUGGGUCCGUUUGGCAACAUCCCCAACAUCGUGGCAGAGUUGACUGGUGACAACAUUCCCAAGGACUUUAGUGAUGAUCAGGGCUACCCAGACCCUCCCAAUCCCUGUCCCGUCGGGAAAACAGUAGAUGACGGAUGUCUAGAAAACACCCCCGACACAGCAGAGUUCAGUCGGGAAUUCCAGUUGCACCAGCAUCUUUUUGAUCCGGAACAUGACUAUCCAGGUUUGGGCAAGUGGAACAAGAAACUGCUUUAUGAGAAGAUGAAGGGAGCAGAGAGACGGAGACGCAGGAGUGUCAAUCCAUAUCUACAAGGACAGAGACUGGAUAAUGUGGUUGCCAAAAAGUCUGUCCCCCAUUUUUCGGAAGAGGAUAAGGACCCAGAGUAAAAAGAAGGUGCUGCGUGUCAUCUCCCACUGCAUGUUAGACCUCAGUGUUGCUUGUAUGUGCAUGCAUGAUGAGAGUCCCUAGGAAUGACAGCAUGCUUCUUAUGUAGAUAAUUAUGGAUAAAAAACAGCUGCAAUUUGGAUACUGCCUUGUCCCACACACUGACAGCUCUACUUUCUGCUGAACUAGAAAGAGCUUUUGUUGCUUUUUUGUUUCUCUUUUAUGUGGAUCUGCAAUGAGAAUUAACAUGAAAAUUAUAUGUCAAGAACAAUAAAAAGCCAGACUAAGAAAUGCUCAGAUUUGUCACAGUAUACGAUGGUGUUUGGGGGCUGUACUAUUUUGGUCAAGACUGUGAAAAGUUGGCAUUUGAUUUUGAUUAUGUGGUGUAGCCAGCCCUUGGGUAUUGUUACACACCAAUAAAGAAGGUUGCUCCAUGAAGAAGAGUUAACACAUUUCACUUGGCUAUAUCCUAAUAAAUGUGUAUGCAAGCA